GUCUGGGCGUCUUCACGAGGAAGUUCUUGAGUGAAGGAAAUUGGCUUGAGUUUUUUUUUCUUUUAAGUUUUAUUCAAAAAGAUUUAAAACACAGAAUAUAUAUCGGUGUCAAAGCUUUAGCUACAUUCUACUGUCGACGUAAAUAAAAGGAAAAGAUUCUCUAAGCAAGUGUAAGAAGUCACAUCUCGUGAUAUAAAGAUGACUAUGCAGCUUUUCAUGAGUUUAUUUGCACUCUUGAUUCAGCACCACGUACAGAAAACACGAGCCUGUGAUGGAGUGUACACCUCACCCAGUGGCUCCAUCUCGUCUCCGCUGUACCCCAGUCAGUACCCGCCUUAUCAAAACUGUACCUACAUCAUCAACACGACACAGGGCCAUCGCAUUACCUUGACAUUUGUUACAUUUGAAAUUGGUGAUGGAACCGAUGACUGCGAGUUUGACUAUUUGGAGAUCCGGGAUGGAAGCUCCGAGCUGUCACCGUCUAUGGGUAUCUUCUGUAACACGAGUGUUCCGGACAGAGUGAGGUCCACGUCUAACACAAUGUGGAUCAGAUUGCAGUCUGGCUCACAGUCAGGCACUGGCUUCAAUGCAACUUACUCAUCAGCAAUCAUUCCACAGAAGUUUCUCCUUGUCACUGACUCUCAUAACGGCAUCCACCGCAUAGACAUCGACACGGGAAGUAAUGUUACAAUCAGUCCUGAUGGUCUACAGAACCCAUAUGGUAUUGACUACGAUCCAGUAGACGGUCGUGUCUAUUGGUCAGAUGCACAGGAGAAGACCAUUCGAUCCGCUAACCUUGAUGGCAGCGAUGCUCGGCUGGUUCUCAAUAUUAGUCAAGGAGGUUCUCUAUGGGGCCUUUCUGUGGACUCUGUGUCGAGGCUACUAUUCUACACCGACGACGGCAACAAGGUCAUCGGAAUGAUAUCACUGGACACCAACAGCAGUCAUCAUAUUGUCAUUGAUUCAGACAUUAGUCAGCCUAUAGACAUCGAGCUGGACAAACACAAUGGUGUGCUGUACUGGAGUGACUGCACCAAAGGUACCAUAGAGAGGUGUAACUAUGACGGCUCGGACCGUGAGACACUAGUUUUUGCAUCCAGACAUCUUGAAGGUCCUAAUGGUCUUGCUUUGGACACAGAGGGGAGGAGACUUUACUGGGCAGAUGGAGACACACAGCUGAUAGGAUGGACGGAUGUGGACAGCAAACUUUCUAAAGUUUAUUUUAAACUGAAGGAAUCAUAUUUUAUGGGCCUGGAUAUCUACCACAACGAGUUGUUUGUCACGGACUGGGGAGCUGAACUACAUCUGGCAGAAACAACACACAUCUAUCGCAUUGGCAAGAAUAAAACAAUGAUGUCAAGUGUACAAGUUAAAGGGAGAGUAAACGAUGUUCGUGUCUAUGCCGAGGAAACAACACGUAAAGGACCAAACGGAUGUGGUAACAACAAUGGAGGCUGUAUGUUUAUCUGCAUACCAACUCCUGGGAACAGAAGCAAGUGUCUGGCACCGUUAGACAAGUCGUCUGUAUGUGGUGAAUAUGUUUCCCCUAGUGGCUUCAUUUCGUCUCCAUCAUACACUAGACAGGACAUGGACAUUCAGGAUUGUAUUUACAUCAUAAAUACCACAGCAGGCCAUCGCAUCACCUUAACAUUCCUGACACUUGAAACUGAAGAUUGCAGAUACGAUUUCCUGCAGAUCCGGGAUGGAAGCUCCGAGCUGUCACCGUCUAUGGGUAUCUUCUGUAACACGAGAGUUCCGGACAGAGUGAGGUCCACGUCUAACACCAUGUGGAUCAGAUUUAUUUCUGACUCAUCACAGUCAGGCACUGGCUUCAAUGCAACUUACUCAUCAGGUGUUUCUUCUUUUCUGUCUCCCUGUAUCCCAAACACACGUAUGGAUUCACGUCCAAUCAUUCCACACAAGUUUCUCCUUGUCACUGACUCUUAUAACGGGAUCCACCGCAUAGACAUCGACACGGGAAGUAAUGUUACAAUCCGUCCCAGUGGUAUACAGAACCCAUUUGGUAUUGACUACGAUCCAGUAGACGGUCGUGUUUAUUGGUCGGAUACAGAGGACGAGACCAUUCGAUCCGCUAACCUUGAUGGCAGCGACGCUCGGCUGGUUCGCAAUAUUAUUCAUGGAAGUUCUCUGUGGGGCCUAUCGUUGGACUCUGUGUCGAGGCUACUAUUCUACUCCGACGACGGCAACAAGGUCAUCGGAAUGAUAUCACUGGACAACAACAGUCAUCAUAUUGUCGUCGAUUCAGACAUUGGUCAGCCUAUGGACAUCGAACUGGACAAACACAAUGGUGUGCUGUACUGGAGUGACUACAGCAGGAGUAAAAUAGAGAGGUGUAACUAUGACGGCUCGGACCGUGAGACACUAGUUUUUGCAUCCAGACAUCUUGAAGGUCCUAAUGGUCUUGCUUUGGACACAGAGGGGAGGAGACUUUACUGGGCAGAUGCAGACACACAGCUGAUAGGAUGGACGGAUGUGGACAGCAAACUUUCUGAAGUUUUUUUUAAACAGGAGAACUCAUAUUUUAUGGGCCUGGAUAUCUACCAAAACGAGUUGUUUGCCACUGACUGGGGACCUGAACAAAAUCUGGCACAAACAACACACAUCUAUCGCAUUGGCAAGAAUAAAACAAUGAUGUCAAGUGUACAAGUUAAAGGGAGAGUAAACGAUGUUCAUGUCUAUGCCGAGGAAACAACACGUAAAGGACCAAGCGGAUGCGGCAACAACAAUGGAGGCUGUAGAUACAUCUGCCUACCAACACCUGGGAACAGAAGCAAGUGUCUUGUUCAGUUAGACAAGUCACAUGGAUGUGGUGAAUAUAUUUCCCCUAGUGGGUUUAUUUCAUCUCCAUCAUAUGAUAGACAAGACCUGGAAAUUGAGGAAUGCAUAUACAUAAUAAGGACAACACCAGGCCAUCGCAUCACCUUAACAUUCCUGACACUGGAAACUGAGGACUGCAGAUUCGAUUUUCUGCAGAUCAGGGAUGGAAGCUCCGAGCUGUCACCGUCUAUGGGUAUCUUCUGUAACACGAGAGUUCCGGACAGAGUGAGGUCCACGUCUAACACCAUGUGGAUCAGAUCCCGGUCUGGCUCACAGUCAGGCACUGGCUUCAAUGCAACUUACUCAUCAGCAAUCAUUCCACAGAAGUUUCUCCUUGUCACUGACUAUUUUAACUGCAUCCGUCGCAUAGACAUCGACACGGGAAGUAAUGUUACAAUCCGUCCCAGUGGUAUACAGAACCCAUAUGGUAUUGACUACGAUCCAGUAGACGGUCGUGUUUAUUGGUCAGAUGACAACACCAUUCGAUCCGCUAACCUUGAUGGCAGCGAUGAUCGGCUGGUUCACAGUAUUAGUCAAGGAGGUCGACUAUGGGGCCUUUCUUUGGACUCUGUGUCGAGGCUACUAUUCUACUCUGACGAUGGCAACAAUGUCAUCGGAAUGAUAUCACUGGACAACAACAGUCAUCAGAUUGUCGUCGAUUCAGACAUUGGUCAGCCUAUAGACAUCGAGCUGGACAAACAUAAUGGCGUGAUGUACUGGAGUGACGCUGUCAGGAGUAAAAUAGAGAGGUGUAACUAUGACGGCUCGCACCGUCAGACAUUUAUUUCCUCAUCUCAACAUCUUAAACGUCCUCAUGGUCUUGCUUUGGACACAGAAGGGAGGAGACUUUACUGGGCAGAUGCAGUCACACAGCUGAUAGGAUGGACGGAUGUGGACAGUAAACGUUCUGAAGUUUGUUUUAACCAGAAAGGCUCAUAUUUCAUGGGCCUGGAUAUCUACCACAAUGAGUUGUUUGUCACGGACUGGGGACCUGAAAAGCAUCUGUCACAAACAACACACAUCUAUCGCAUUGGCAAGAACGGAACAAUGAGGGCGAGUGUACAAGUUAAUAGCAGAGUAAACGAUGUUCGUGUCUAUGCCGAGGAAACAACACACAUCUAUCGCAUUGGCAAGAAUAAAACAAUGAUGGCGAGUGUACAAGUUAAAGGGAGAGUAGACGAUGUUAGUGUCUAUGCCGAGGAAACAACACGUAAAGGACCAAACGGAUGUGGCAACAACAAUGGAGGCUGUAUAUACAUCUGCCUACCAACUCCUGGGAACAGAAGCAAGUGUUUCACUCCGUUAGACAAGUCGCAUGUAUGUGGUGAAUAUAUUUCCCCUAGUGGCUUUAUUUCGUCUCCAUCAUAUACUAGACAAGAACUGGACAUUCAGGAUUGCAUUUACAUAAUAAAGACAACACCAGGCUAUCGCAUCACCUUAACAUUCCUGACACUUGAAACUGAAGACUGCAGAUUCGAUUUUCUGCAGAUCCGGGAUGGAAGCUCCGAGCUGUCCCCGUCUAUGGGUAUCUUCUGUAACACGAGUGUUCCGGACAGAGUGAGGUCCACGUCUAACACCAUGUGGAUCAGAUUCCAGUCUGGCUCACAGUCAGGCACUGGCUUCAAUGCAACUUACUCAUCAGCAAUCAUUCCACAGAAGUUUCUCCUUGUCACUGACUCUCAUAACGGUAUCCGUCGCAUAGACAUCGACACGGGAAGUAAUGUUACAAUCCGUCCCAUUGGUCUACACAACCCAUUUGGUAUUGACUACGAUCCAGUAGACGGUCGUGUCUAUUGGUCAAACACAGACAAGACCAUUCAAUCCGCUAACCUUGAUGGCAGCGAUGCUCGGAUUUUUCGCAGUAUUAGUCAAGGAGGUUCUCUAUGGGGCCUUUCUGUGGACUCUGUGUCGAGGCUACUAUUCUACGCCGACGACGGCAACAAUGUCAUCGGAAUGAUAUCACUGGACACCAACAGUCAUCAGAUUGUCGUCGAUUCAGACAUUGGCCAGCCUGUGGACAUCGAACUCGACAAACACAAUGGUGUCAUCUACUGGAGUGACUACACCAGGAGUAAAAUAGAGAGGUGUAACUAUGACGGCUCGGACCGUCAGACACUGAUUUCUGCAUCCAGGCAUCUUAAAGGUCCUUAUGGUAUUGCUUUGGACACAGAAGGGAGGAGACUUUACUGGGCAGCUGCAACCUCACAGCUGAUAGGAUGGACGGAUGUGGACAGCAAACAUUCUAAAAUUUAUUUUAAACUUGAGGGCUCACAUUUUAUGGGCCUGGAUAUCUACCAAGAUGAGUUGUUUGUCACGGACUGGGGACCUAAACUAAAUCUGGCAGAAACAACACACAUCUAUCGCAUUGGCAAGAAUAAAACAAUGAUGGCGAAUGUACAAGUUAAAGGGAGAGCAAACUAUGUUCGUGUCUAUGCCGAGGAAACAACACGUAAAGGACCAAACGGAUGCGGCAACAACAAUGGAGGCUGUAGAUACAUCUGCCUACCAACUCCUGGGAACAGAAGCAAGUGUCUUGUUCCGUUAGACAAGUCACAUGGAUGUGGUGAAUAUAUUUCCCCUAGUGGCUUUAUUUCGUCUCCAUCAUAUGAUAGACAUGAUUUGGAAAUUGAGGAUUGCAUUUACAUAAUAAAGACAACACCAGGCUAUCGCAUCACCUUAACAUUCCUGACACUUGAAACUGAAGACUGCAGGUUCGAUUUUCUGCAGAUCCGGGAUGGAAGCUCCGAGCUGUCACCGUCUAUGGGUAUCUUCUGUAACACGAGUGUUCCGGACAGAGUGAGGUCCACGUCUAACACCAUGUGGAUCAGAUCCCGGUCUGGCUCACAGUCAGGCAUUGGCUUCAAUGCAACUUACUCAUCAGCAAUCAUUCCACAGAAGUUUCUCCUUGUCACUGACUAUUAUAACGGAAUCCGUCGCAUAGACAUCGACACGGGAAGUAAUGUUACAAUCCGUCCUGAUGGUCUACAGAUCCCAUAUGGUAUUGACUACGAUCCAGUAGACGGUCGUUUCUAUUGGUCAAAUCCACUGGACAAGACCAUUCGAUCAGCUAACCUUGAUGGCAGCGAUGCUCGGCUGGUUCGCGAUAUUGGUCAUGGUGACCUAUGGGGCCUUUCUGUGGACUCUGUGUCGAGGCUACUAUUCUACGCCGACAAUGGCAACGAUGUCAUCGGAAUGAUAUCACUGGACAACAACAGUCAUCAUAUUGUCGUCGAUUCAGACAUUGGUCAGCCUAUCGACAUCGAGCUGGACAAACACAAUGGUGUGAUGUACUGGAGUGACUACAGCAGGAGUAAAAUAGAGAGGUGUAACUAUGACGGCUCGCACCGUCAGACACUCAUUUUCGCAUCUUCACGUCUUAAACGUCCAAAUGGUCUUGCUUUGGACACAGAAGGGAGGAGACUUUACUGGGCAGAUACAGACACACACCUGAUAGGAUGGACGGAUUUGGGCGGCAAACGUUCUGAAGUUUAUUUUAAACUGGAGGGCUCAUAUUUUAUGGGCCUGGAUAUCUACCACAAUGAGUUGUUUGUCACGGACUGGGGACCUGAAAAGCAUCUGUCACAAACAACACACAUCUAUCGCAUUGGCAAGAACGGAACAAUGAGGGCCGCUGUACAAGUUAAUGGCAGAGUAAACGAUGUUCGUGUCUAUGCCGAGGAGAGUAUACAUAAAGCGUCUACUUUACCAACACUAACAAUCGAAGAAACAACAAAAAGUGAAAGUACAGCAUCUACCCCACCAGCACCGACAAGCGAUCACAAAAUAAGAAAUGAAAGUACAGACUCUGACGGCUCUAAGACUUCAAUCAUUUUGGUCGGCGUCAUCGUUCCCUUGGUAGUAACUGCUGGCAUCACCAUUCUCAUCGUUUUCAUCAAAAAAAGGAAAUUCGACUCAUCAGAUUCUUUCCUUUGAUGCAAACUUUGUCUUGGUGAGAAACAAGUCUUCAAAAAAAGGUUUAGGAGAACCAUUUAUAAGGGCCACUUCUUCGUGGACAAGACUGAAGUGGAUGAUUUCCUUGCCACAGAGAGUUGCUGCACAAAGAAAGGAAAAGAUGUAAGAUCAAUCAAAAUUGUAAGGAGUGUGUAGUAUAUGAUACAGGCACGUUACUAUCAAGUCGAUUGUACGAGCAAAGUGAACACUUGUAUCCUGAUUAUAUUCAGAUAGAUUGUUUUAACUUUGUGUGUGUGUGUGGUUUCUUUGCACGAAUACAGGAAUUUCCAAGGUGGAAAUAAUAUAAGAUCGAAAUCACUGACCAUCAAACAGCAGUUUUUGUCUGUCCAUGCUGCCAUGAGUUUCCUCGCCUUUUCUUUCAAACUGAACCAUGGAGAAAAGUAUUUAGUUGUUUGGCUUUAAAAGAACCUAAUAAUUUAAGUGUUUUGGUAUAUUUUUAAACAGUCAAGAGGUUCCAAGAGUGCUUGCUGUUAGCCCGUUUAUCAGCUUAUCUUUUGUUUGUACACAGGCUUGGGUAUGCUGUCUUCUUAUUAAAAAAAACUCAUGGAGGGAAAUAAUGAGCAGUUGACAGUGAUGUAUGACAUUGCCUGGGUGCUUAAAGCACUUUUAAAGUUUGUUCAUUUUCUGUGUAUCAAGAUUUUAUCUGCAUUUGUUACCUGCUGUGUAGUAUAUUAAAUAGGGAAUACAUUUCAUGAUUUUUAUUGGAUAUAGUGGGCUCUUCAUCACCUUGUCUUUAUUGUUAUGCAGAAAAACAGCAUUAUUGACAUUGCAUGGCUGAAGUUCUUGCUGCCAAUAUUUCAUAGCUAUGGCCAUAAUAUGUCUUGUCAGGUGAGGAAAUGACCGUGUUCAUUUUAGGGUUUAUGUCAGUUUGACAUACAAGUACACAAGUUGAUAUUGACAAGAGAAAUAAAGUUUAUUUUUAAAUUUUAGGUAUAUUUCAUUGAAACAUUAACUCUAGUCAGAUAUCACCCCUUUACUAAAAAUUACUGCAAGAAAAUAAAAUAAAUGUCAAUUUGGAACAGC
Messenger RNA from Pomacea canaliculata, 7833 nucleotides. Its product is annotated as low-density lipoprotein receptor-related protein 4-like. The record is from RefSeq and is a predicted model, not a curated record. The transcript is spliced from 47 exons. NCBI's taxonomy places the organism in Eukaryota, Metazoa, Mollusca, Gastropoda, Architaenioglossa, Ampullariidae. The coding region runs from base 199 to 6771 and encodes 2190 amino acids.